AUCCUCCUCGGGUCAAGGAAUUCGUCCCCGCGCCCCCGAGGGCGGGAAACUACAACUCCCGGCAUGCCCCGGGCGCCCCCGGCGCGCCCCCCUCCCGUCAGUUCCAUGCUGCUCCAUCCAGUUCAUUUAAAACAAAAGAGUUUGAGCGCUGGAAGGGGCUGGGCUCUAUUGGGGGCCACUGAGCGCCGCUCCUGGACUGGGGCUCGGUGCGGGAGCCUAAGGGGGGCGUCUGGACGGCGGGGUCUAGAGACUCCCGGGUGCGAGGCGGGAGGGGUGGGGGCAGAGAUCCCGCAGCCCCCCGCCCCCCGUCACCCCGGGAGAGGAGAGGAGAGGAGAUCUGCCUUCUUGGUUUUGCUUCUCUUUCCCCCCACCCCCACCCCGGGGGCUGGGGCGAGGGGAGUCGGGUUACAGGGUGUUUGGGGAGGGGGGCUUAGGAGGAGGGUCUAUCUUUCUAUCUCGCUUUCUUCCCCCCUCCCCAGUUCUUUGUUCCCCCUCCCCACACCCCCCCCUCCUCUCCCCUCCCCUCCCCUCCUCUCUCCUCUUUUCCCUUCCACCACCUCUCUCUCUCUCCCUCUCUCUCUCUCCCCCAGCUUUUGUUUCGCCAUGCCUAGUCUAGUGGUAUCUGGAAUAAUGGAAAGAAAUGGGGGCUUUGGAGAACUAGGAUGUUUCGGGGGAAGCGCUAAGGACCGAGGGCUGCUGGAAGACGAGCGCGCCCUUCAGCUGGCUCUCGAUCAACUCUGCCUCCUGGGUUUGGGGGAGCCCCCCGCCCCCACGGCGGGCGAGGACGGGGGAGGUGGGGGGGGCGGCGCCCCCGCGCAGCCGGCCGCCCCCCCGCAGCCGGCCCCGCCGCCGCCGCCCGCGGCGCCCCCGGCCGCCCCGACGGCGGCCCCCGCGGCGCAGACGCCCCAGCCCCCCACCGCCCCCAAAGGGGCCAGCGACGCCAAGCUCUGCGCUCUCUACAAAGAGGCCGAGCUGCGCCUGAAGGGCAGCAGCAACACCACCGAGUGUGUACCCGUGCCCACCUCCGAGCACGUGGCCGAGAUCGUGGGCAGGCAAGGCUGCAAGAUUAAGGCUCUGAGGGCCAAGACCAACACCUACAUCAAGACGCCUGUGCGGGGUGAGGAGCCAGUGUUCAUGGUGACUGGGCGGCGAGAGGACGUGGCCACAGCCCGACGGGAAAUCAUCUCGGCAGCCGAGCACUUCUCCAUGAUCCGCGCCUCCCGCAACAAGUCGGGCGCCGCCUUCGGCGUGGCGCCUGCUCUGCCAGGCCAAGUGACCAUUCGUGUGCGAGUGCCCUACCGCGUAGUGGGGCUGGUGGUGGGCCCCAAGGGGGCAACCAUCAAGCGCAUCCAGCAGCAGACCAACACGUACAUUAUCACGCCGAGCCGUGACCGCGACCCCGUGUUCGAGAUCACGGGUGCCCCGGGCAACGUGGAGCGUGCGCGCGAGGAGAUCGAGACGCACAUCGCCGUGCGCACGGGCAAGAUCCUCGAGUACAACAAUGAAAACGACUUCCUGGCGGGGAGCCCCGACGCCGCGCUUGAUAGCCGCUACUCGGAGGCCUGGCGAGUGCAUCCGCCGGGCUGCAAGCCCCUCUCCACCUUCCGGCAGAACAGCCUGGGCUGCAUUGGCGAGUGCGGAGUGGACUCUGGCUUUGAGGCCCCGCGCCUGGGCGAGCAGGGCGGGGACUUUGGUUAUGGCGGGUACCUGUUUCCGGGCUAUGGCGUGGGCAAGCAGGACGUUUACUACGGUGUGGCUGAGACUAGCCCCCCGCUCUGGGCGGGCCAGGAGAACGCCACGCCCACCUCGGUGCUCUUCUCCUCCGCCUCCUCCUCUUCCUCUUCCGCCAAGGCCCGCGCCGGGCCGCCAGGAGCGCAUCGCUCCCCUGCCACCUCAGCAGGGCCCGAACUGGCAGGACUCCCGAGACGCCCGCCGGGAGAGCCCCUCCAGGGCUUCUCUAAACUUGGCGGGGGUGGCCUGCGGAGCCCAGGCGGCGGGCGGGAUUGCAUGGUGUGCUUCGAGAGUGAGGUGACUGCCGCCCUCGUGCCCUGUGGACACAACCUGUUCUGCAUGGAGUGUGCAGUACGCAUCUGCGAGAGGACGGACCCGGAGUGUCCCGUCUGCCACAUCACAGCCACGCAAGCCAUCCGAAUAUUCUCCUAAGCCCCCUGCCCCAUGCCUCCUGGGGCCACUCCCCAGGGUCCCGCCCUGGAGCUGUUUUCCACUAGGGCCUUUUGGAAAUCAGUGAUUUGAGGGGCAAGGUGCUUAGAGAUACUCGCUCGCUGGGGAGGGGGAGGGGAGGCGAUGGUGGCCGGAGGGUGGGCCACUUUCAGAGCCUCUGGUCACCCUGUCCUGGAAAGUUUGGGAGGGGGCCAGACUGGAAAUUUUCCUAGAGUUACAACUCUGAUACCUCAACACACCCUUCAAUCUGGAAGCAGCUAAAAGAAACUUUUGUUUUGCCAGAGGUGGCCUCCAAGGCAUCCUGACCCCCCUGUCCCUCUCCCCAUCUGUGCAUCACACCACCUCUUCCUCUGCGAAGGAGAUGGGGAAAGGGAGAGGGGGAGUUACCAUCUGUAUCUAGAGGCACUCUUUCCACUCCCCAAGCCCUCUGGUCCUGACCUCUGACCUCCUAACAUGUACCUUUAGACCCCUCCACCACCAUAUCCUGUUUGGGAAUCUGUUCCUGGGUUUCUAACGGUAUAAGGGGGUUGGGGCCCUUUCAAAAGUCUGCAUAGAUUUUCUUGGGGGAAGGGGAGAAGCAUGUCAAUCGAGAAAAGGCUCAGAACUCAUCUGUCCCUACAAAGCUGGGCUAGGGGAAUCUGGAUGGGGUGCCCCUGUCUGCCCCUCCAGCUUUCCCUUUGCUCCCUCCCCCAUCUUUCCUCCCUUGGUUUCUCCUUUCUCCUUUGCUCUUUCCCCAGCUCUUCUCUUUGCUUCCCCUUGGUGCUGUCAUUCCCAGCCCUGUCUUGCUCUUUCUGUUUCUUCCUUUCUCCCCCCUUCUUCCUGCCCCUUCCAGCCCAGCUUUGGGGACACCAUCCUCCUGGGGAGAAGUAGGGGGAAGAACAUUUUGGUAGUCCCCCCUAAUUCCUCUUUUGGCAUCUGGAGGCCCUCUCCCCCACUCCUCCAAAGAAACACCUCAAAUUCUUGAUGGAAUGUAUCCCCAUUCUCAGAAAAUUUGAGGAGGGGACUAAUACUGGGGUACAUAAAGGGUCAAACCUCCACCUUUAUCAUCUUUGGGCAUUACAUGUGGGGAGCAGUUCUUGGGCUGGAUUUUCUGGCGGUAGGAGGGGAGAGCCGAGGUAGUGUGUUUGCUGUUUCAAGGAGCAGGAAAGGGUCUGAGGCAGGAGGAGAGGCUGCUGGUGGCAAGGGCUGCUCCUCCUCCUCUGCAGAACCCCGCCCCCUGUGCCCCUCACUGGAUCUGACCCGAACCCUUAUUAGCGAGCAAAUCAUGAAGUCUCUGUCCUAUUCAUUGUGGUUAAGGAGAGAGACCAAGUCUUUAGAGAGGGGUCAGUCCAGGGCCAAGCAGGACUGGGGUGCGGCAGGGCCUGUUCCAAGAAUCAAGUAUUGUACGGGCCUUGCAACCCCUUUGCUGCUUCCCUGCUGCUCACUCGAGGCUGCCACCAGCCUCCCACCCUCCUGGUUCCGCUGGCCGGGCCAGGAGAGCAUGGGGGAUGGGAGUCCCUGGGUGUCCCAGGAGAUUCUUGUAUAUAGUGGAGUGGGACUGCUCUAAGUGAUCUCUGAGCACUUAAGCUCGAGAGUCCCAUUCUUCCUGGAUGGAGAGGGGGUGCAGGGAUGGGGGUACAGAGGGGAUUUCCUCCUCUCCUUCCUCCUGUUGUGAAUUAACUCACCUCUCCUCAGCCUUCCCCUCCAGACCACCAGCCAGGGAGGGGAGAGGAAGGAGGUCACAGCCAGGAAAGCUGGUCUGUGACAACUUCCCUCCUUCCCGCCAAUGUGAGCCAUCCUGAGAUGUCUGUACAAUAGAAACCAAACCAAAUGGGCACCCUCGGUCGCCGAGGGGGGGUGGGGAGGGGGGUGGGAAGAUGGGAUGUCUGUCUGUCGAUCCCCCUCCCCCUCUCCACUCCUUAUCACAAAGGCAGAAGACUGUUAUGCUAGGGGGCUCGGAAAAUUCAAUCCCACCCUUACUGAUUGAGCCAAACCUAGAAACAAACGCAAAACACACAUUGUGAGAGACAAAAUAGAGGAGAGAAAGAGCGCGAGAGGGAGCGAGAGAGGCGACCAACACAGAGGAGAGAAAACAAAAAUAGCAAAAAAAAAAAAAGCAGUUCUUUAUAAUUUAAUAUUCUAUUUUAAUAAAGGCGUUUAUUACCGUAUAAAUGUAGCAAAGAACCUGGGCUAAUAUGAAAAAAAAAAGACUUUUUAUUAGGUAAUUUAUUAUAUGAAAAGGAUAUUUUAUUUUAUGAUAAAGUGAUCCUUAAAAAAAAUAAAAAAACUUUAGAAGGUUUAGAAUAUAUGUAGGGAGAGAAGAAGAAAAAAAUACAUUUGUAUUCAGAGUUAAAUCUUAAAAAAAGUGUUUUUAAUAUAUGUUCGGGUUUACGUUCCUUUUUUCCCCCACUUUUUUUUGGGGAGGAAUGUCAUUUGCUUUUCGGAGGGGAGCAUCCUGGGAUGGAUGGUGGAGACCGGCUAGGGGAACCUGGUCCCUCUGGGGCCCUGCAAGUAGAUCGGAUUUCACUCCGUGGGCACCCCCUCCCCUCUCCCCCUCCCCCUCGGGGGAGCCGGCAGAGCCAAACAAAGAAAGGGAUUAACGAGAAAGGAAGAAGCAGUAGGAUUGAGUACUGAGGAUCCUGGGGUGCCCCUCCUUCCUCUGCCCUGUCCCAGGGGCAGGCCUACGGGAACCCUCAGAGAGAUGUGAGAUUUAAGAGAAAUAGUUUUGUUUGUUUUUUUUAACCAAAAAUGAGAGAGAGAGAAGAAAAAGAAAGAAACCGAGGGGUUUAAAAGAAAAGAAUACUACAAAAUAAUAAUUAUUAAUAAUAAUAAUAAUAAUUCAAAUUUAUUUCAUAUAAUCCUAGAGAAAAAGAGAAAGAAUUACUAGUUACUUAGUAGACGAUAUUCAGAUAGCUUAAAGUUUAGUAGCAUUGAGGGCCUCUGGGUCCAGUAGAAUGUACAAAAGUCGUACCGAAAAGGAAACUAAAGGAGGGAAGUGGCUGAGUCCACCCUGAGUCACCCCAUCUUCAAAUACCAGGGUGGGAGCAGGUUGCUAGUUAAGGUUGGGAGCUUCCGGUCUGCUGGGGUUGAUUCUGAGAAUCCUUGAAUUUUUAAAUUGUAGGACAAAUAGAUGAGGGGCUGAGUUCCCAGGGUGUUUGAAAGGAUGGACAUUGAUCAUUUCUACCAGGUGGAGGCUGGGCUCUGGACAGCAGAAGAGGGUGAGCACGGUUGCCUGCACCCCAGGACCUGGGGGCCUGGCCAUCCUGUCCAUCCCUCUGUCUCUGUUGGGCAGCCCUUAUGCACUCCAAAGUGAUAUGUCCUCUCUUGGGGCUCUCUGGGAGGAUGGAGAUCACCCAGCUCCAACCCUCCUGAGCCAACUUCUUCCAGGCCUAACUGAGGAAGUCCUUUUUGAAGUGUGUCCUCAAUCCACUUCACUACAGAUUGAUUCAAGAGCCUGGUAGGUCAUUCCACAAACACACACACAUGCACACACUUCGCACCUUCUCAGAGCUUCAAUGGGACUGAGGGGGUCUGUCCCCCAACCCUGUUCCCACCCAAUAUUCCACUUAGCGUUUGGCCUCCAUGGUAGCAGUGGGAAUAACAAUAAUCUUUCUCCUUUAAAGCUGCACAGUGCUUUACAGGUUUGCAAAGUGCUUUAUUGUCUCAUAGAAGUUUGCUUCCAAGAAGGACUUCCCAUCCACUGGGGGGGGAGUAAAGACACUCCUUGAAGGCCUAGGAGAAUGGGGCCCCCAGGGGUACAAAGGCAGGGGGUGGCAGCAGGGACUUUGGGUGACCCCGACCCUGACCCUCUGCCCCGGUCCACCUCCAUCUGUGAGUGUGCAGGUAGGGGUCAUCUAGUGUGUCCUGGCCUGGGGCACAUCACCCUCCCCACAGGAAAUUGGGGAGCUUGGCUUUUGCGUGUGAGAAAUCAACUAAUUUUUUAAGCACUUGCCUUCUACCAACCCCAACUUGCAAUCAGGUUGGGUCCCUCCCCCUAUCCAAGGGGGUAUGGAUGCCCCUUGGCUCUCUUUUCAACAAGAGGAGCCUGCUCUGUGACACCAAUGACUCUGUCAUGCCCCUCCCUGGCCCUAGACCCCAAACACAUCUCCCUCUCCCCAAUUUACUCUUCUCGCCCCACCUAGGGACAGAUUCCCCCUGCUCUUUUUGUCCUAGAAACCCCGCUAGUUUGGGAAGGUAGCGUCUGGGGUGGGGAGGGCUUCCCCUUCCCCACUCGAGGGUGCGGGUGGGGUAGGGUGGGUGGGGGGAGACAGCCCUGGGGCAGGAGGGAUGGUCUCUCCACUGUAGAAAGUAGAGUAGGAUUGUGGUCAGACUUAAUUUGAGGCAUCUAGUGAAGACACUUACAAAUGCACCAACAAAAAUAUUUCAAAAGCAGAAUAAAGGCGGGAAACAAACCAGACCCAUGAAUAAUCAAGUCAAAGUGAUGUUGCACAAAAUGCAGAGAAACCAAGAAGGGGGAGGGUUAAUGUAUUAAAUGUGCUAUUAAGAACUUAAUUUUAUUAAAAGUAUUAUUACUUAA
This is a messenger RNA of Equus caballus (horse), 6697 nucleotides long. RefSeq names its product mex-3 RNA binding family member A (gene MEX3A). Lineage: Eukaryota; Metazoa; Chordata; Mammalia; Perissodactyla; Equidae. Gene Ontology annotation, molecular function: RNA binding. The record is from RefSeq and is a predicted model, not a curated record.